Phanerochaete carnosa HHB-10118-sp is the source of this 1125-nucleotide messenger RNA. RefSeq lists its product as uncharacterized. The record is from RefSeq and is a predicted model, not a curated record. Gene Ontology annotation, biological process: regulation of transcription by RNA polymerase II. Gene Ontology annotation, molecular function: DNA-binding transcription factor activity, RNA polymerase II-specific; RNA polymerase II cis-regulatory region sequence-specific DNA binding. NCBI's taxonomy places the organism in Eukaryota, Fungi, Basidiomycota, Agaricomycetes, Polyporales, Phanerochaetaceae. The coding region runs from base 39 to 971 and encodes 310 amino acids. The transcript has 5 exons.
GCGACUUCUUCCCUCCCAGCCACACCACCCACAGCUACAUGUCGCCCACCGCGCACGCCCCGCACAGCUCUGUCGCCUACGCCUACCCCGCCUAUUCCGUCGAGGGCAGGUUCGCCAGCACCGCUUCCUACGCGAACGCCCAGCCGUCUUCGAUGCAUCUCCCACCCGCCGGCGGCUCCAACCACCACUACCGGUACUCGCAGCCGACGCCGCCUCAGCCCCAGCUGCACUCGCCGCCCUCGCUCCAGCCCGUCGCCGCCCAGGGCUGGCACAGUCGGCCGUCGUCCGUCGCCUCCUCCAUGUCUCACUCCUCGGGCUCGAUGCACAUCGCGUCUCCGGCAUCCAUCAUGCCGCCCUCCUCCGGUCGCCGAGAAACCCGGAGAAGCCCGCAGGGCGAGGCCGAACGCGCUCCGCAGGCCGCGAUCCUCUACGAGCAGUCGCGCAACCUCCUCCACGGCUCCCUGUCCUCCCAGAGAGGGAGCUCAGCCUACGGCUCGAACUCCACGCGUCUGCCGCCCAUCCUCCAGGUCGAGAAGCAGACCGUCACGACGAGCGCAACCCAGGCCGCCAGCGCGAGCCGCCGACGGAACGAGGCCAACUUCCAGUGUCCGGUCCCCGGCUGCGGCAGCACAUUCACUCGUCGCUUCAACCUCCGAGGGCACCUCAGGUCCCACACCGAAGAGCGUCCGUUCGUGUGCGAGUGGCCUGGCUGUGGCAAAGGCUUUGCGCGCCAGCACGACUGCAAGCGACACCAAGCCCUACAUGCAGCCCGAUCACAGACGUCAAACGUCUGUCAAGGCUGCGGAAAAACCUUCAGCAGGCUGGACGCUCUUAAUCGGCACUUGCGCUCAGAAGGUGGCGUGGAAUGUCGACAGACUGCGGAUGCAGUUGCUAUUGCGGCACGCGGCAGCCCUAACGAAGACGACUGGGAGGACCAGAGUAGCAGCUCGGACCGAAAGGCCUCGCCCUAAACGAUACAUACACGUUUCCUCUGUACGUCAACUGAGCCAUGUUCUGCUAGCCUGCUUGUUGAGUUUCCUAGCUUAUUACGAGUACUUGUCGCUUUCGUGUAAAGUCUUAUUCAUUGUAUCAUAUUGCCAGCACAGGAUGGAAGCCAAAGUGGAG